GUGUGGUGCGUGUAGGAUCAAGAGAAACCGUUAGCUCUUCUCCACUGUUAUACACGUGCGUUACAGUUCACAAUUUACCGUGAAACGAUUCCGUGUCUGGAAUAAUCAUGACCGCGGACUCCCAACCCCAGCCCCCCGCAAAGAAGCCGAGAAGAACAUCGGUGUGUGUCGGCUGUGGAUCGAAUAUCCACGAUCAGUUUAUUUUACGUGUGGCUCCGGACUUAGAGUGGCACGCGUCGUGUCUUAAAUGCGCCGAUUGUAACCAAUAUUUGGAUGAAAGUUGCACAUGUUUUGUACGUGACGGAAAGACAUAUUGUAAACGAGAUUACGUCAGAUUAUUUGGUACAAAAUGUUCAAAAUGCAGUCAGGGGUUUAGUAAGAGUGAUUUUGUAAUGAGAGCGCGAGGACAGGUAUAUCACAUAGACUGUUUUAGAUGUGUCGCGUGCAGUCGACAACUUAUACCUGGCGAUGAAUUCGCUUUACGUGAAGACGGACUAUUCUGUAAAGAUGACCACGAUGUUGUGGAAAAGGCCGGAUGUGAAUCGCCCAUUUCUGUAAAUAAUAACAAUAACAAUAAUAACGAGAAAAAAUUCAAUAAAAACAAACACGGGGAUGAACACGUGGAUAUCCAAUUAGCAGGGCGACCAGAAAAAACUGGCACCAAAACCCGACCCCAAGUUCACAAAUCAGCGGAACAUAAAACAACAAGGGUACGAACUGUCCUGAAUGAGAAACAACUACACACGUUACGAACUUGUUAUAACGCCAAUCCACGACCGGAUGCCCUAAUGAAGGAACAGAUGACGGAGAUGACCGGAUUAAGUCCAAGAGUUAUCCGUGUCUGGUUCCAGAACAAAAGGUGCAAAGACAAAAAACGAAGCAUCUUUAUGAAACAGUUACAUCAACAACAACACGAAAAGCAUGCUAAUGGAUUGGGUCGGCCAUUGUCAGGCGUUCCCAUGGUAGCAACUAGUCCCGUUCGAAAUGAAGGCCCGGGUAUCCAGGCGAGUCCAGUUGAAGUCCAGAGUUACCAGACACCUUGGAAGGCCCUGAGUGACUUUGCCAUGCAGGGUGAGAUGGACGCCCACCACGCUCCGUUUCGACAACUGAUGAACACUUUCGAUCCAAUGCAUCAAGGUUGUAUGGGCGGUAUGAACGGUUCCUCACCUGAAAGUGACCCAAUGUUACAACAUCCGGGAUAUAUGCACACCGACGACAUGCCCAGUUCGGUCAACUCCGAUUUUCCUCGCACACCUUCGGAUUUGUCAAGCCCCUUAAGUCAAUGAUGAAGUCCGAAUGCACACAAGUGAAAGGCUAAGCAACAAAAUAUACCUCAGUUUGCCGAGUGACUGUUAACGGAAGUGCUAUUCUAUAUAAUAAGACAAUAAGGGCUAGUCACUCGGACGAUCUGUCAAAUCUUCAAGAUCUCGUUCCAGCCCAAAUAAUUUACAUGCACCUUGAUAUGAAGGAGCGGGCAUUCACUGCGGAGUAAUACAUAUUGACUAGGAGCUGGUUUUACAGUAGUUUUCAAUAAUUAAUAAAACAAGACUGCCAAGAAAAUGUGGAUAUUUUUUUUUUGCUGAGUGACGAAUUGUUGUAAAGAAAUAUCCAACGUGUUAUAUGAAUUGAUGUUUAUCGUGGAAUAUAUAUAUAGGUUAUUUAUAUACCGUAUGUGUACAUAUGACGUCAUUAUUUUUCUCUGAAACAGAUCAAGAAACGUAUUGUUUGAUCACGUGACAUUUUAUCUUUAAAAACUUAUAAACAUUGACUACAUCUCGUGAGAAUAUACGAGAUGCAUGUCAUUACAUCAUAUAUUUAUUUCCUUCCUUUCAUCAUCACACAUAUAUAUAUAUAUAUAUUUAAGGACUUUUUUUUUUUACUCUUUUCGAUUCAAAUAUUUGAAAAUCCGAAAGCCGACGCCAUUUUGAAUGCUGUAGUUUAGCUGUGUUGUUUGUGAAUAGUGUUAAUAGUAAAAUUUGAAAUUAAAACUAUUUUGUGUGAGAUAUAAAUUAUUGUAUAUAAAUAUAUUAUAUAUAUAUACAAAUAGCUGUGAAUUUAUUGUGAAUAUUUCGUUGACAAGAUCACGACGCUUAUUGUCAAGUUCUAAUAACUAAAUUAUCUACCUUGGCUAUAAAAAAACGACCGGGAAGCGUCGGUUUGAACAAAGAGACAACAAUAUUUUGUUUUCUUUUUUAAAUUGAAAUUAAAAAUGUCUUGGUUUCUUUAUUCUAAAGCUCCAAAUAUAUCAAAAUCUCUGUGCGUCCAAUGCAUUUUUCGGAAAAUAUCAAAUUAAUUAUUUAACUUUGAAUUCAGAAAACAGAAACAAAGUAUGAACGAUAUAUAGGGGAUUGCAUUCGGCUAACUUUUGAUAUCCUUUUCUGUCUAAAGAUGUUUUAGAUGAAGAAUGCCCGGAUGGAAACAACUAUAGGUCCUGAUGGAUUUCCCAGUUAUUGGAAAAUGACUAUAGCCUCUCCUUUCUGUUUUUAAAGAUAAAUUACAUCCUGUCUCUCAAAUCAUGGCUUGUUUGUGAUAAUAUUUCUUCUAUGUUCUGUUUUUAAUUUGUGCCAUUUUAAAUUCCUAUGUGUUGAUCUGCGUUCACCAUUCUGUCACGUGACGCGUGUAUUUUGUCUACACCACAAAGUUUUAUUUAACUUAUGCAAUAAAAGCGA
Messenger RNA from Patella vulgata (common limpet), 2669 nucleotides. RefSeq names its product insulin gene enhancer protein ISL-1. The transcript is spliced from 6 exons. Gene Ontology annotation, molecular function: DNA-binding transcription factor activity, RNA polymerase II-specific; cis-regulatory region sequence-specific DNA binding. The coding region runs from base 108 to 1286 and encodes 392 amino acids. Gene Ontology annotation, cellular component: nucleus. The record is from RefSeq and is a predicted model, not a curated record. Lineage: Eukaryota; Metazoa; Mollusca; Gastropoda; Patellidae. Gene Ontology annotation, biological process: axonogenesis; positive regulation of transcription by RNA polymerase II; neuron fate specification.